AUGGCAAGCUCCACAGCACACACCAGCCACCCAACUGGCCACUGUCGCGCCCAGCGUCAAGCUCUAGAGUAUUAUUCCACCGGUGCAUCAACAAUCGCAAUCCCCGAAACCGUCUUAUCAGAAGCACAAGAGUACGACUGGGCAGCCUGCUACAACGAGGUCGAAAGGUGGCAUACACCGGAGCCUGAAUCGAUUCAUGAACAAGGCAUGUGCGUGCAAGGCUGGUGUUGCCGUGCAGGUGUGCUGAUGGUGAAUGACAGAAAAGAAGAAUGCGACGCCGGUCAGGGUGUACAAGGAGAAUGAUAAGAGUGAGGGCGCGAAGCUUUGGUGCUUGAAGGCGGAGAAGGAUGGGGUGUGUACAGGGUGUGGUGGGAAGAGGUUUGCUGCACGUUCUUGA
This is a messenger RNA of Ascochyta rabiei, 397 nucleotides long. RefSeq lists its product as uncharacterized. The coding region runs from base 1 to 303 and encodes 100 amino acids. The record is from RefSeq and is a predicted model, not a curated record. Lineage: Eukaryota; Fungi; Ascomycota; Dothideomycetes; Pleosporales; Didymellaceae. The transcript has a single exon.